UUUCUUCGAAGAAUAAUGGGAAGAUGGCGACGUAUUUAAAGCGAACGUCAAAAUUGUUUGAUAUUUCUUUGUCACGACCAUCGAUGGACAUUAGUCUUAGAGAUUUAAUAUGUCCAGUGUGCCGUAGUAUUCUUAUUGAACCAGUAACGUUACCGUGUACACACAAUUUAUGUUUAAGAUGCCUGAAGGGUACAUUCGAACAUAAUAGCUUGAGCUGUCCUCUCUGCAGAGUAAGAGUUGGUUCUUGGCUACGUACAGCGACCAAGACUGAAACAUUAGUUAAUAACGGUCUCUGGGAUCUGAUCCGAACGAAAUUUCCAAAAGAGGUGCAGGACAAAUACAACGGCGAAGACAAAGAUAUUGAAUUGGAUACUGAUUUUGCUACUGCUAAUAAAUUACUCAGCGCAGCUGGAGAAAUUCGCAGAGAAUAUGAAGUGCAACUUCAAAUGGUUGAAGAGGAAAUACAAUGUCAAAGAAAGGCUGAACAAAUGGCCAGUGAAGCUUUGAUUCGCAAGAUCCAAGAGGAGGAUCAGCAGCAACAGUUGGUUCAGUUGGCUCAGGAUCAAUUACUCGCCAAGUCUUUAGUCAAAAAGCAAAUUGUAGAGAAGCAUAAGGAUAUCUCUAAAUGUUACAAUGAUUGUCCUAGUACGUCUAAUAGUUCUUUGCAAACAUCAAAAUUUAAUACAGCUGCUAUGACCGAAGUAAAUGCAUACAGACUGCAGUUUCAUAGUUCAGAGUGUGAAAAAGAGACCCCUUUGGAAUAUCAAGGUGGCGCAGGAUUAAGAAGACAGAAUAUUGCGCUACUAUCUAAGCUGCAUGUGGACAGAUAUGUCUCUAAUAUGAAAAAUGAUCUGUCAAGCGAGUGUAACGACACUAUAGCUAAAUUUUGUUGUCAGAAACCAAUACCUAUGUAUAAUGCCAUAACCAGAACUCUAAAGCAUCAAGCUGUAACAAAAAUGAUAGAACCUUGUACUUCGGAUUGCUCGGUGAAGCCUGCAAAAACUUCCCUGAAGAUAUACGGUACACGAAGCAAAGAGGAAUUACAUGUACCGAAUGACGUUGUAAAUACUAAGAAAAAAAUUUUAGGAGUAGAAGUGUGUAUGACCAUGGGUGACGAUGACGAAAGAAUGGGAAGCGCAGAAAGUGCUGGUAGUCACGACAGUAUCAAUCAAGAAAUCCAUCAUUUCAAGCCGAUCAAAGCAAUGCCUAGAACGCCGUUAAAAAUGUCAACAGAUGGAAGACAAAUAGAUCCGAAGUUAAUUAGAGUGAUUCCUAUCUUGAAAAGAAUGUCCAAUGUGAUACCUAAACCUCCAGCUCAGGCACAUUUGAAACGAAUUAUCGGCUGUUCGUGGAGUGCAUUUCGAGGUAAAAGUAAACAAAGUUACAAAGAGAAAGAAGCAUACAAGGAAGAUAUAGACGGGAUCGAGCAAAAACCUUCAACGUCCUAUAAUCAGUCUCAAAUUAUUCCUAAAAAAUUAACGAAAACUCACAUCCACGACAACAUACAUAAGCUUGAUUUCGUUUCCGAAGUGUCGUUCGACACUAAUAAGAAUUGGGUGUGUAAAUCUAAGCGUCAAAGAAAUCUGUGGACGAAAAAAGAUGUGAGAACUCUGCCGAAUGCGAAAUAUACAGAUGAAAAUGAAACCAGAAAUUCAACAUCUUCGUCCGCUUCUGUAAAGCUUAGUUCACCCUGUGACGAGGAUUUAGAGGUGCAAGCAGACGAUGAUAUAACGAUGGAAAACAUCGCGGAAAGAAUAAAGAGAAGGAGGACGAACGUGGAUAAGAAGGAUUCGAAUGGAAUUUCCUCGUUGAAUUUGGAGUCGGAGGUGACCGCGAAAAAGAGUACAAGAAAGCGAUUGUGCAGGAAAGAGGACCUCGGAUACAAGAUAACGGGCGACGUUCCAGUUAUGGUGCAAAAGAGGAGUAGAACCAAGUGCAUUAGGAAUAAUACCUUGUCGAAAUCGAAACAGCGAAGAGUAUGCCGAUCGAAACAGUCCAGUACAGAAAGUUCGGAAAAAAGCGACGCAUCGUUCAGUUCGAAUUGCAACGCGACCAAUUUCGGUUCGAGGAAAGCGACACGAAAGUCGAGACACGGGAACGGUUCCUCCGUGAUCAGCGAACAGGAUACGAUGUAUGGGAACGUGGAUGACGGGAAUUACAAUUCGUCGGAAUCUUGCAGCGAGCUGCACGAAAUCGUGUCGGAUAAUAACAAUACUACCGAAGUGGAAAUGAAUAUAGAGGGCAAUGUUCUGUCGGACGAGGAUAUCAUUAAAGAACAGGAACGAAUGGAGAGACUGGUUAUACAGGAGAAAGAAGAUUUCGAGCUGGCGCAGCGACUACAGGCAAAAUUCGACGAGAUGGAGCGAAUAGCCGGUCGUACCAGACGAUCAAGGAAAGCGAUCGAAAGUGAAACGGUCCACUUAGAUUUAUACAAAAUCGACGUUGGCCGAAGUGUACAGAAAACAAUUGAUUCGCAUACUGCCAAAUCAACGACCCACAAUCUUACCGUGAACACAGAGGCUAAGAAACGCGGCAGGCCUUCGAAACGUGUGAAGUAAAAUAAGAUUCUAUAUCGGUCAUUUGCAUCUGAACCGCGAAACCUCCGAACGGAUGUUCCUAUAAAUUGUAAAGGAAAAAACGAGAAAAAAGAAAAAAACGAGAAAAGGUUUGAAUUUCUUCUUGUACAAUACUUUAUGUAUCUUAAUCGAAUUGUUUGCGUGGCAUCAAAUACGUACCUGGAUAUGUUAAUGCGAAACAUAAAAGAAACAAAAAUGAAGCAAGAGAUAUUGAAUCGUUACAGAAAAAUCGUUCAGCGACACGUGUAUAAACGCGCACGCGUUUCGGAAUAUUUUCCGGUUCGAUUUACCAUUCGAUGCUGUACGUCGAAGCAAUUAUACGCCAGGAAACUAGCUUUCUUGGAAUAUUUUACAAUUUUUUUUUUUUUUUAUAGUGUUCUUAGGCGAAACGGUAAACGAUAAGAGAAACAGAUGCGUCUAUCAUAAACGAUGGGAUGUAUAUACGAGAUUAAAAUUAUAGCUUUAAAAGUCACUCCGUUUAAACGUGAUGAAGAAAUGCAACAGUAUUUUACCGUUUCGUCUCGU
Messenger RNA from Dufourea novaeangliae, 3101 nucleotides. RefSeq lists its product as uncharacterized. The transcript has 5 exons. Gene Ontology annotation, molecular function: nucleosome binding; ubiquitin-protein transferase activity; metal ion binding. The record is from RefSeq and is a predicted model, not a curated record. NCBI's taxonomy places the organism in Eukaryota, Metazoa, Arthropoda, Insecta, Hymenoptera, Halictidae. The coding region runs from base 24 to 2558 and encodes 844 amino acids. Gene Ontology annotation, cellular component: site of double-strand break; nucleus. Gene Ontology annotation, biological process: double-strand break repair.